GUGCGUUGCACAGCCAGAUAAGCUUGGUAAAUACUUAAUCAGUUUUCCGGAGCUGUGAGAACAGAAGGAAGCGAAGAUGUCGGAACGGAAAGUUUUAAAUAAAUACUACCCGCCAGACUUCGACCCCUCGAAGAUCCCCAAGCUUAAGCUCCCGAAGGACCGGCAGUACGUGGUGCGGCUGAUGGCCCCCUUCAACAUGAGGUGUAAGACCUGUGGAGAGUACAUCUACAAGGGGAAGAAAUUCAAUGCCCGAAAGGAGACGGUGCAGAAUGAGGUGUACCUGGGCCUGCCCAUCUUCCGCUUCUACAUCAAGUGCACGCGCUGCCUGGCAGAGAUCACAUUCAAGACAGACCCCGAGAACACGGACUACACCAUGGAACAUGGCGCCACGCGGAACUUCCAGGCUGAGAAGCUGCUGGAGGAGGAGGAGAAGCGGGUGCAGAAGGAGCGGGAGGAUGAGGAGCUGAACAACCCCAUGAAGGUGCUGGAGAACCGCACAAAGGACUCAAAGCUGGAGAUGGAGGUGCUGGAGAACCUGCAGGAGCUCAAGGACCUGAACCAGCGGCAGGCACACGUGGACUUCGAGGCCAUGCUGCGGCAGCACCGGCUGUCAGAGGAGGAGCUGCAGCGGCAGCGGCAGGAGGAGGAUGAGCGUGAGGCCGCGGCGCUCUUGGAGGAGGCUCAGAAGCGAAGGCUCCUGGAGGAUUCGGACUCAGAGGAUGAGGCUGCCCCUGCCCCACGAGCCCUGCGACCCCAGCCUACUGCCAUCCUGCAUGAGGCCCUACAGUCCAAAAGGAAGGGUGUGGGCAGCAGGGCGCAGCUGUCCAGCCUGGUGGUGGUGAAGAAGACGAAGAUAGAAGCAGAGAGCGCUGGUGCCCGGCGGCAGGGUCAGGCUCCUCCAGCCACAGGAGCUGGAGAGAAGAGAGGGGCUACUCACCCCUCGCCACAGCCAUCUGGCGCUUCUUCCCUGAGCCAGCUGGGAGCCUAUGGGGACAGCGAGGAUAGUGACAACAGCGCCUGACCCUGCCACCCCACCCCAUCCACAGGGAUUGCAGAGCUGCAAGCAGGCGGUCAGGAGGCCUGACACUUCCCAGAACUAUGGUGCACUCAGUGUUGCUCCUGUUCUUGGUUCCUCCUGCCCUGUCAUGGGCUGUGCCUCCGGCCUUUCCACCAGAGCUGCAGGAACCAAUAAAAAGCACUAUCUGC
This is a messenger RNA of Octodon degus (degu), 1206 nucleotides long. RefSeq names its product coiled-coil domain containing 94 (gene Yju2). The transcript is spliced from 8 exons. The record is from RefSeq and is a predicted model, not a curated record. Gene Ontology annotation, cellular component: U2-type catalytic step 1 spliceosome. The coding region runs from base 77 to 1021 and encodes 314 amino acids. Lineage: Eukaryota; Metazoa; Chordata; Mammalia; Rodentia; Octodontidae. Gene Ontology annotation, biological process: mRNA splicing, via spliceosome.